Messenger RNA from Aricia agestis (brown argus), 2158 nucleotides. RefSeq names its product glutathione hydrolase 7-like. Gene Ontology annotation, molecular function: glutathione gamma-glutamate hydrolase. NCBI's taxonomy places the organism in Eukaryota, Metazoa, Arthropoda, Insecta, Lepidoptera, Lycaenidae. Gene Ontology annotation, biological process: glutathione catabolic process. The coding region runs from base 212 to 1546 and encodes 444 amino acids. Gene Ontology annotation, cellular component: plasma membrane. The record is from RefSeq and is a predicted model, not a curated record. The transcript is spliced from 10 exons.
CUCGCGGUGACGUCAUCGGAACUCCGCUGCGCCCGCGCGUCUUCGCGGUACAAACAACAGUUAAGUUAGUUGAACGACUCAGCGUAUACGUAUCUGUAGUCACAACACGCGAGGGAUAAUUUCUAACGCUUAUUGAGUGUUCAAGCGAAAACCGGUGUGUCAUUACAAAGAUUAAGUAUGUGAUAUCGAACUUUUCGAUUCCAGCGGUAAAAUGUCUACCAGCCCUGACCAUCAGUCUCCACCAGGUGUGGUGGAACUUCGUGAGGAUGUGCCGUUGAAGUCGAGUGGAACUGCUCCUCGGACCUGUGCUAAUGGUCCACGGUUUAUUAUCGCGGCUUUCGCAGCACUAUCAGCUGCGAUCACAAUUGCUUUGCUUACACAAAUCUACUACGGAGAUUAUGAGGUGGUUCCCCACGGCUCAGUUUCAUCUUCAGCUGCAGAAUGUUCACGGUCUGGUGCACUUGUGCUGCGCCAUGGAGGUGGGGCCAUAGACGCCACAGCCACCGCCGCCCUCUGCCUUGCUAUAUUGGCUCCACACCGAACUUCUCUAGAUGCGAGUGGAGCACUUGUUUACUGGGAGUAUCGUUUAUCACAGACACAGUUGCCCACAAUUAUAGAAUGGGGCGGCCCUACAACACCAGCUGUGAAUACCACAGGAACGAGUAUUGCGAGGCCACCGCGCCUGCUCGUGGCCUUAGCAGCACUCCAUGCACGGUAUGGUGUCUUGCCAUGGGCUGAUGUUCUACAGCCAGCUAUUGAUAUAGCAAGGACUGGAAUCACUAUCCCCGAAGCGCCGCUGUUACCAGAUGGCACGCAUGCUGGUGGAAACUCGCUGGCUAUUGCUGACUACUUGGAGACAUUUAAACAUAACACUAGUACUGCGUUGUGUGGGUUGUGGCGUUGUGACGUCACGUCGCGGCCGGGCGUCGGCGAGCGCGCAGGGCCGUGGCGCGUGUACGCCGGCGGUGCGGGCGGGGCGAUCGCGGCGCGCGCGCUAACAGCGCUUGGCGCUAACGACAGCAUUGCGGAUCCUACCAAGAGUGUGGUGAGCUCGCUGCAGGUGGCGGCGGCGGGGGCGGGGCAAGCGGGCGCAGGGGCGUGGCCCGGCGGCGUCGCCAGCGGGCUCGCCGUCGUCGACCCGUCAGACACAUACGUCGCGCUCGUCACUGGGCUGUCUAAGCCGUUCGGCUCGGGCGUGCCUGCGGGCGGUGCGGGCGCGUGGACGCCGGACGAGCCGACCGCGCCGCUCGACCUCGCACCCGCCAUCAUCGUACAGCCUGAUGUGUGCGGCACAAGAUACAUACUGGGCGCGGAGUCCGCAUCAGCGUUAGCACAGGUGGCGGCUGCGGCGCUGACAGGCGCGGGCCCCGUGCGGGCGGUGGAGGGGCCCCGUGCUGAGGUGCUGCCGGGCGGGGCCCUGCUGCCUGACCCUGACCCCGCUGCCCCCGCCGCCCCCGCGCCCGCAGUCAACCUCAUACAGCAACAGGGGGACGCUCUGCUGUCGCAUGCUGACUCGCGCGGCGGGGGACUGGCUGAACGCUUUUAGGUGUCUGACUUGUCGUUUAUAAGGUUAUAUUAAAACAAGUAAGGACUUUCGCUCAUUUCAGUGACACGGGAGUCUUUAAACGGACUACUGCAAUACAAAAUAUUUGUUCGUGAAUGUGCAUCUCCAUUUGAUUGUGUUGCUUUAGUGCAACUUAAGACUGUCGUGUCGCAUGAGAUAGAAGAGAGCCCUUACAUAGUACUCGUACUAUCAGGGAAGUUGAUUCAUAGGCAGAUGCAAACCUACGUAAUUUGGUUGCGUUAUCACAAACCCAGCCGACAUUAUCACGACUAAUAUUGCAUUGACACAACUCGACGAAAAUGACGUAGGUCCGCUAUCUGCCUUUGAAUCAAUUUCUUCGAUGGUAGGUAUAUAAAAUUUGCGACCGAAAAAUUACUAUACUGUCAGAUAAAAUGUAUUUAAUACCAUCAAAGUUAUUAUUGUCUCUAUGAAUGUGUUGAGCAUCCUCACAUAUUGCGCUUAUUAAUUUUGACCAAGUUAACUUUUAUAAUUAAGUUAUAACUCUAGGACAAUGCAGUAAAUUAGUGACUAAUACAGUUAUAACAGAAUAGAUUAUUAUUAUUUAAAAUUAUAUACUUAAUAGUUUUAAACAAA